Messenger RNA from Syzygium oleosum, 2628 nucleotides. RefSeq lists its product as uncharacterized. The transcript is spliced from 6 exons. The record is from RefSeq and is a predicted model, not a curated record. NCBI's taxonomy places the organism in Eukaryota, Viridiplantae, Streptophyta, Magnoliopsida, Myrtales, Myrtaceae. The coding region runs from base 341 to 1150 and encodes 269 amino acids. Gene Ontology annotation, molecular function: RNA binding.
UUCUUAUUUUCCUCCUUCGACUUUUGCUUUCUCUUCCCUCUCAUUUCUCUCUCUCUCUCUCUCUCUCACUCCUUCCUCUCACAUCUUCUUGUUUCUGAUAUCUGACCUAAUCGUCUGAUCUGUAUCGGCACCACCACCACCCUCCAUAUCCAAAGAGAAGAUCCCUCAAGAUCUGUUGUGGUCUCUCUCCUGUCGUAGAUCUGAACCGGUAGUAGUGUCAACGCAGCCGGAGGAACCCGAGUUCUUUCUCUUUUUUGCUGCUGACCUUUUCCCCUCGGGGGCUAGCGCGUGCAUAGAGAUCCUUGUGGAAGAAGGAAGGAAGGAAGGAAGGAGGAAGAAGAUGACUCCGGCUAAUUUGGCAGGGCAGUUCGGGGACACCACGUACACCAAGGUGUUCGUGGGGGGGCUGGCUUGGGAGACUCAGAAGGACACCAUGAAGAAGUACUUCGAACAGUUCGGGGAGAUUCUGGAGGCCGUCGUCAUCACUGAUAAGGCCACUGGCAGGUCCAAAGGAUACGGCUUCGUGACGUUUCGAGAGCCAGACGCUGCGAUGAGAGCGUGCGUGGAUGCGUCUCCGGUGAUAGAUGGGAGGAGAGCUAACUGCAAUCUUGCUUGCCUUGGCCUCCAAAGAUCCAAACCCUCCACCCCAAAAACCGCAGGUGGAGGAGGGAGGAAUAUGAGGGGGAUGAGCGGAUUCCAGACAGGAGGGUUUCAUGGAGGUGUGGGAACAGCUUUUGCUUCUGCAGCAACCUUCCCCCAUUAUGCGCUCCAACAAGGCUUCCCAUUUAAUCUCUAUGCUGGGUACUCCUCCUAUUCACCAGAUUACACUUACCCCACGAGCUACUAUAGCGUGUAUGGAGGAGCUGCUGCCCAGUACCCGAUGUACGGGACCGGGCCGAAUGGGCUCAUGAGUGGUGCGGCGGCAGCGGCGGCGUUUUACCCAUAUGUACAUCUCGCCGGUGAAGGGAGCAGCGGAGGGUCGGGCUACAGUUCGGGCCAGAAUUACGGAGUCCAAUACCCGCACCACCUCUUCCACUACUCGGCCAUCAACUCGACCUCGGGCUACCCGGCGCAGCACUAUGCAGCGCCCAUGUCUCUCGCGCCCACUCCUGCUCUUCACUCAGUGUGUUUUGCUGUGCCACAGGCGUGACGAUGGCUCUGCAAGCCCCAAUACCACAUCGCUAGACUGGACUCGUCGUCGUUUUGGUCCCAAGUCUUCUUUACAUUUUUGCCCAGCCUUCUUUGAAGCCUCAAAGACCUUAAAGUCUAACCAUGGUUCUGUGUGUCUCUCUCUCUAUCUCUCUCUCUAACACUCAUGAGCCCAUGCCUUCGGCAUUCUCGGGCCAUCUCAUUCAUGCCAAGCCCUCUGUCGGGGCCAAAAAAUCACCUCCAAGAGAAUUGGGGUGUGUUUCAUGCAUCAUCAGCAUCAUCAUCAUCAUCAUCUCCUUGCAUUUUUUUCCAAACAAGGAUUCAUGGCCAGCUCAAGCUAUGUUAUGGAAAUAGCCCAGAGUUGGGAGGAGAAAAAAAAAAAGCUCUUUUCUUUUUUCAAAGUCUUGGCUCUUGGGGGAGCCUUUGACUAAUGAGAAGAUUAUUUUAGCCCUUGGGAAAGAGGCUAAUAAUAGAAAAAGGAAAAAAGAAGAAACCCUUCAAAAAAGGUUUGCUAAAAAUCUGUAAAUUUGUCACCAACCAAAAGAAAACAAAUGGCAAGGCCAUCCUCACUUUUGGAAGACUAGUCUAGGCUAGGCUAGGAAACUGGCUAAUCCCUCCAAGUUACUUGAAACUAAUCAUCUCUCAAAAUGAAGGGUUAGUUUUAGGAAAAAGAAAUUUAGGGCCAGGUGGGCCCCAAAUUUUGUCUGUCUUAACAUGUAGUACUGUCUUAAACAUCUGUAAUUAGCACUAGGAGUUAGCCGGGCGUUUGUUAAAUACUUCACCGUCAAUGGUGAGUUCUCACAUAAUCUAUCUGCUAAUCAACCAUCAUCCCUUAGGGUAAGGGAACAUAGUCAUGUCUUUGUUAAUUUUUCUCAAAACCUUUUUUUUUCUGUAGCAUCAAUGGGGGUUGAACCAUGGGAGGUCAAGCCCCAUCAAAGUAGAGACGGGUAGGAGGAUUAGAAUAGGAAUUUCUCAACCUUUUGCAUUUAGGGUUUGUAAUAACUGACCAAAACUUUGAGGUCUCCGUUAAUGGAAGAUGGAGCUCAGAGCAUUUUGCAUGCAACCCAGAUAGGGAUAUAUUUUGUUUCCCUUGGGUUCUUCUUCUCCGCUAACACCCUUUUUCAAGUUUCAACCAUGGUUAGGACUUUAAAGUCAUCAGUCGUUAUCAUCACCCUUUCUCAUUGAAGCUCCCACCUUCCAUACUCCCACUCCCUCUUCUUGUCCAUCUUCCAUUCAUCUUCUCCAUCGCAUCAGCUCUCUCUCUCUCUCUCUCUGUGCAAACUUUCGUUAUUAAUUCUGUGGACCUUGAUAAUGUCGUCGAUGUAUUUACAAGACUGCUUGGAUUGUAAUGUUUUAGCUAGCAUGCUAUGUUGGAUAUAAGUGGUUCAUUCAUCAUUCAAGGUUGGAUGAGGAUGAAUCAGCUACUCCUUUCCUAAGUUUAUUGCCUUAAAUCGAGACUUUCAUGCGUAUUAUGUUGUU